Ceratotherium simum simum (southern white rhinoceros) is the source of this 2891-nucleotide messenger RNA. NCBI's taxonomy places the organism in Eukaryota, Metazoa, Chordata, Mammalia, Perissodactyla, Rhinocerotidae. The record is from RefSeq and is a predicted model, not a curated record.
ACAGAUUAUAGGUGGGCAGCUUUCAGAAGAACCAUAAAGUCUCCAGGAAUUGUCUCACAGUGGAUGGCUGCCUUGCGGGGUGGUGAACACCCCAUCACUGGGAGUGUGCAAAGCACGGGUGGUAGACGGGCUUUCUUUCUUGGCUGUGAUUGCCCAGGGAGAAACCAUCUCUUCAACAAUGAAGUGAGUUUGGAAUGCUAGCAUAAAUAUCAUUCUUUUGGUUCCCACUAAUUUGUGACAUUGCUCGAGGAUUGGGAAGUUUCUGAGGACUCCAUCAAAACAUCUAGAGAUGGUUAACACAGCUCCAGAUUUCCUGACAGUGAGUCGUGUCUGCCUUGUGUUUCUAUUCCCAGAUGUGGGAAAAGCAGUCUGCUGAUAAUUCGGUCUGGAGAAGCGCGGUGUUCCUGCCCCCUGGGGCGUGUGGUUUCCAGGCCCUCUCUCAGCUCCUUUGUCUGCUGCCGUGGCCUUGGGGGCAUCCUCCCUCGGUGGUCAGCCCAGGGCUUCCCCUGCCCAUGCAGUCCCCUGCUACCACUGCUGAGGGCCUCAGUGGCCCCCUCUUUGGGGCCUACACACUCCCUACCUUCAAGUUCCAGCCUCGCCGUGAGAGCGUGGACUGGAGGCGCAUUAGUGCCCUGGAUGUGGACCGCGUGGCCCGGGAGCUGGACGUGGCCACCCUGCAGGAGAACAUUGCUGGUGUCACCUUCUGCAAUUUGGACCGGGAGGCGUGCAGCCGCUGUGGGCAGCCUGUGGACCCGGCACUGCUCAAGGUGCUGCGCUUGGCCCAGCUCAUCAUCGAGUACCUGCUGCACUGCCAGGACUGCCUGAGUGCCAGCGUGGCCCAGCUGGAGGCGCGGCUGCAGGCCAGCCUGGGCCAGCAGGAGCGUGGCCAGCAGGAGCUGGGCCGCCAGGCUGACGAGCUCAAGGGGGUGCGGGAGGAGAGCCGCCGCCGACGCAAGAUGAUCAGCACCUUGCAGCAGCUGCUCAUGCAGACAGGCGCCCACAGCUACCACACGUGCCACCUGUGUGACAAGACGUUCAUGAAUGCCACCUUCCUCCGGGGCCACAUCCAGCGCAGGCAUGCAGGCAUGGCGGAGCGCAUGGCGGAAGGGAAACAGAAGAAGCAGGAACAGCCAGUGGAGGAGGUCUUGGAAGAGCUGCGGGCCACGCUCAAGUGGACCCAAGGGGAGCUGGAAGCCCAGAGGGAGGCUGAGAGGCAGCGGCAGCUCCAGGAAGCAGAGAUCACUCAUCAGAGGGAAAUAGAAGCUAAGAAAGAAUUUGAUGAAUGGAAAGAAAAAGAGCGGGCCAAGCUAUAUGGGGAAAUAGACAAGCUAAAAAAAUUAUUUUGGGACGAGUUUAAAAGUGUUGCCAACCAUAACUCUACGCUAGAAGAGAAACUGCAGGCGCUGCAGUCCCACAGUGUGAUGGAGUCCCAUCUCGGGUCGCUGCGGGAUGAGGAGUCCGAGGAGCGGCUCAGGCAGGCGCAGGAACUCCGGGCCCUGAAGGAGAAGAUGGAAAUUCAGAAAACAGAGUGGAAGAGGAAAAUGAAGGAACUGCAGGAACAGCACGCAGCUCAGAAGAAAGAGCUGCAGGGGCAGAACGAGAGGCUCCAGGCCUCCCUGUCUCAGGACCAGAGGAAAGCAGCGGCCCAGGCCCAGCGCCAGAUCAACGCCCUCCACGCCCAGCUCCAGGAACAAGCGAGGCUCAUCGCCUCCCAGGAGGAGAUGAUCCAGACCAUGUCUCUCAGGAAGGUGGACGGGAUCUGCGAGGGCCCGAAGGCUGUGGGCACCGAAGAGGACUCUUCCGAGGAAGAGCUGGAGGCCUCCCAAGAUGGACAGCAGAAGGUGCUGGCAGCUCUGAGGCGAAACCCCACCUUGCUGAAGCAGUUCAGACCAGUCCUGGAGGACACCCUGGAGGAGAAACUGGAAAGCAUGGGGAUAAAGAGGGACGCAAAGGGAAUCCCUGUUCAGACUCUCAGACACUUGGAGUCCCUCCUGAGAGUCCAGCGGGAGCAGAAGGCAGGGAGGUUUUCUGAAUUUUUGAGUCUGAGGGAAAAGCUCGUCAAGGAAGCCACCAGCAGAGUGAAGGAGAGACAGAGGAAUGAGGCGGCAGUGUCCCAGCCAGACGGCCAGGCUCCAGUCAAAAGCCAGCAGAGCCCACUGGUCACCAAAGAGGUCCAGCCAAAGGCCAGGAUCCUACAUGUGGCGUUGCCAUCCAAGCUGGCAGAGCCGUCCAUGACAACUCUUCAGAACCGCAGCAGCCAUGGCCCUGGCCCGGCUCAGGCACCCACCCCAACUCCACGCCCCAGAGCACAUGGAUCCUCUGACACCCCUGCUUCCCCAGAGCCUGGGCUGAGUACACCCCCGUUCAGUUCUGAAGAGGACUCGGAGAGGGACUCUGUGCAGCGUGCAUCUCUCCAGCCCCCAAGUGUUCCUUCGAGGAUGGGGCCCCGGCCGGAGGAUGACUGGGACUGGUCCGACACUGAGACCUCGGAGGGGAACACCCAGCCCCCUGGCAAGGGCUCAGGUGGGCUGGCUACCUCAGAGACACUGGUGCAGUCGAUGGUCAAAAAUCUUGAGAAGCAGCUGGAGGCUCCGGCGAAGAAGCCUGCUGGAGGGGUCAAGCUGUUCUUAGUGCCCAACGCCGGGCCGCAGAGGGCUGCUGCACCAGGACGGCAGCCUCAGCCUUCUGAUGAUGAAAGCGACUUGGAGGUCUCUUCUUUGGAAGAUCUCCCCCAGGAUCUGGACCAGAGAGAGAAACCUAAGCCCUUGUCUCGCUCGAAGCUCCUGCAGAAGUCUGGCGCCAGCUCUUGGAGGCCCAGCCCACCCAGGGUCCCUGACUGGUGAUCUUGCUCAGGAGUCUGGCGGCCAGAGGACCAGCCGUGUUGCCUGGCU